AUGGAGACUACGGGGAAGGAGAACCACACCAUGGUAACAGAAUUCAUCCUGCUGGGGUUUGGGAGUGGUCCUGCGACUCAGGUGCUGCCCUUUGUGGUGUUCCUUGUGUUUUACACGGCCAUCGUGCUAAGGAACACUAUCAUGAUUCUCAUCAUUCGAAUCGACCCUCAUCUUCACACCCCCAUGUAUUUCUUCCUCAUGAACCUGUUGCUCCUAGACCUCUGCUAUUCCUCAGCCAUUGCCCCCAAAGCCAUGGUCACCUUCCUACAAGGCAGCAAAACCAUUUCCUACAAUGGAUGUGGUACUCAGUUGUUCUUUUUUGCUCUCUUUGUCACCACAGAAGCCUUCAUCCUGAGAUCAAUGGCAUAUGAUCGAUACAUAGCCAUCUGCAAUCCACUCCUCUAUUCUGUCACCAUGUUCAAAAGGGUCUGCAUUCAGCUCAUUGUGGUCUCCUAUAUCUGUGGUGGCAGGAAGUCAGCUGGGGUCACAGGAUCCUAG
Alligator sinensis (Chinese alligator) is the source of this 498-nucleotide messenger RNA. Its product is annotated as olfactory receptor 5I1-like. Gene Ontology annotation, molecular function: olfactory receptor activity; G protein-coupled receptor activity; odorant binding. The transcript has a single exon. Bases 1 to 498 code for a protein of 165 amino acids. Gene Ontology annotation, biological process: sensory perception of smell; G protein-coupled receptor signaling pathway. Gene Ontology annotation, cellular component: membrane. The record is from RefSeq and is a predicted model, not a curated record. NCBI's taxonomy places the organism in Eukaryota, Metazoa, Chordata, Crocodylia, Alligatoridae.